This is a messenger RNA of Myxocyprinus asiaticus (Chinese sucker), 1110 nucleotides long. Its product is annotated as dehydrogenase/reductase SDR family member 4-like. The record is from RefSeq and is a predicted model, not a curated record. Gene Ontology annotation, molecular function: carbonyl reductase (NADPH) activity. The coding region runs from base 128 to 949 and encodes 273 amino acids. The transcript is spliced from 9 exons. Lineage: Eukaryota; Metazoa; Chordata; Actinopteri; Cypriniformes; Catostomidae.
UGGGUGCAUAAUGUACAGUAGAUGGCACACCAACUCGCCAUUUAACCCAAAGAAGAAGAAAAGAGGCGUUGAUCAUUACUUGACAAAAAGUGUGUUCAGAACAGCAGACCUUCGCACCUCAUAGGCAAUGUUAAAGGCUGUAACCAGGUGCCUGUGGUCAAAUCCUCUUGCUAGCAGAAGAAUGAUGUCCCAUCAGAGUCUAACAGGAAAAGUUGCUAUAGUAACUGCAUCCACAGAAGGGAUUGGACUCGCAGCUGCUGAGGCGUUGGGCCAGAGGGGAGCGCAUGUUGUUGUAAGCAGUCGACGGCAAACCAAUGUUGACAAGGCUCUCGCACUUUUGCGCAGCAAAAAUAUACAAGUAAUCGGGACCACUUGCAAUGUGGGAAAUGCAGAGGAUAGAGAGAAGCUCAUUACCAUGACAGUAGAGCAGUUUGGUGGUGUGGACAUACUGGUGUCUAACGCAGCAGUGAACCCAUUUAUUGGAAACAUUUUAGACUCCACAGAGGAAGUCUGGGACAAAAUACUUGGAGUGAAUGUGAAAGCUGCAUUCCUUCUGACCAAAUUAGUCACACCUCACAUGGUGAAAAGAGGGGGUGGGUCAGUUGUGUUUGUGUCUUCAGUAGCAGGGUACCAGCCUUUUCAAAAUCUAGGCCCCUACAGUGUGAGUAAGACCGCUCUGCUUGGUUUAACCAGAGCGCUUGCUCCUGAUCUUGGCCAGAGUAACAUCCGGGUCAACUGUGUUGCCCCAGGCAUCAUCAAAACCCGUUUCAGCUCUGCUCUGUGGGUGAACGAGAGUUUGGUGGAAGACAUCAUGAAGCAGACGAGCAUUAAAAGACUUGGGCAACCAGAGGAUAUUAGUGGAGUAAUUGCAUUCCUGUGUUCAGACGAAGCCUCAUAUAUCACAGGAGAGACCAUCACCAUUACCGGAGGCUGGAACUGCAGACUGUAAAUGUAUUCUAAGCGCCACAGUAUGGUGGCCUCACACAAAGGAAUUGUGCACUUGCGUAUAAGAUGAUUUCCCUCUAAUAUGAUUAACACAUUUUGUAACAGUUUAUCUGGUAUGAAGAUGCAUCACAAAUUUAAAAUGCUUGUAAUAAAAUGAUUUUUGCA